GUUGGUAGAGUCCGACACGAAGCAUCAUGGCGAUAGACGGAGGGGGCCGAAACUGUGGUGUCCAUGAGCUCAUCUGUGCCAGAAGAGCAACAAGCUGUCAGUGGGGAGUCCCGACGAUCUGUCACAGCUCAGUGGUUAUAACAACACACAGCCAGUGCCUCUAAUGAGCUAAUCUAGCGGUCAGCGUGGUGACGAGAUCCCCGGCUGAGAGAUGGCCUUCUUCAAGAGCUUCCAGCAGAACCUCCCAUCUGUGAACAUCUCCUCCAUCUUGGACUCGGUCACCAGUCGCGUGGACGACCUGGCCAACGCCGUCAGCGAUGCCACCUACGCCGUCAGCGACCAGCUCUCCGAGCAGGUCACCACUGUCAUCAAGAAGGUGCACGAGGAGGAAGACGGGGAAAGCAACGGCAGCGGGCAGGGGGCCGCUCAGACGUCCACCGCACAGGAAGGGAAGGGCGGCGGGAAAAGCAUGUGGCCAAUGAACAGAGACGCUGAAACAAGCAGCACGGCUUCAAAAAACAACCAGACCAGCGAUUCAGCAGAGGCCGAUCGCACGCAGAGCCAGAUGGAGUGGGAAUGGAGGGACGGCUGCUGGCGGGUUAAAAAGACGGAAGCGGAGUUGGCAGAGGAAGAGAGGAAGAAGAAAGAGGAGAAGGAACUGCAGGAGAAGAGAGAGCAGAGGAGGAGAGAGAGGAGGGAGAAGCAGCUGGAGAAAGAGGCUCAGAGAAAGAAAGAGGAAGAGCGAGAGGGAGAGGAAGAAGCUGAGGAGAAAACGGAUGAGGGUCGUGCACAAGGCAGAAAGAUGAGUGAUAGCGAAGAACAAUCAGCUGCUCAGCAGGGGGCGGACGACUGUGCUGACGCUCCCCAUUCACCUGAAACUGAAAGCAGGGCGAGAGAGAAAAAGCCAAAAGAGGAGGGAGAAGAGGAGGAAGGGGUGGAGAACGGCGUGGAGAGAGAGGGGGACGAUGAGGAAGAGGCUGAGCUUCCUGUGCCUCCGUCAACGGUAAAGAAGAAAAAGUCCGACAAGAAGAAGAAGAAGGGAAAAGACGCAAAAGAGGAUUCAAAGAAACCAGGAAAAGCCUCAGAUGUGGAGAAAAAGAAGGAGAAAGGAAAGAAGAGCAAGAAGAAAAAGAAAGGCAACCAAGAGGGAGUUUUAUCAGACAGCGAGGAGGACAGAGGCCUGGAGGCGACGGCCCAGCAGAACACAACGUCAGCGUGGAGCAGCGAACGCAAACAGUCCAGCGAGCAGGGAGGAUACAGCAGCGAGGCCUCCAGCGAACACGCAGCCAACAGCAUCCAGAGGAUAAAGAAAGAUUCGUCUCUCAACGAGCUCCAGCCUCCUCCGUACCAGGACAAGGGCUCGGCCCCCCGCGUGUCCUCCCGCUCAGAGCGAGGGGUCCGGAGGGGGUCGCCCCCGCAGCGCUGCGACAGCCCCCGCGGCUCCAGUGAGGCCAGUGGGGACCAGGACACCGAGAGCUACCUCAACAAAGGCUGUGAGGAGGAUAUACCCAGUGACAGCACAGCUGUUCUGGGACCUGAGGAUGGCUGUGGUCUCCAGCUCCCCACGGCCUACGAGCCAGAGCCCCUUGCCAAAUACGGAACGCUGGACGUCGCCUUCGAGUACGACUCCAGCGAGCAGUGGCUGGCCGUCACCGUCACCGCGGCAACAGACAUCCCUGCCCUCAAACAGACGGGGAACAUCUCGUGGCAGGUCCACCUGGUGCUGCUGCCAACCAAGAAGCAACGGGCCAAGACCGGCGUACAGAAGGGCCCGUGUCCCAUCUUCACGGAAACAUUCAAGUUCUCCAGAGUGGAACAGGAGGCGCUGGGGGACUACGCCGUUCGAUUCCGCCUCUACAGCAUCAGGCGGAUGAAAAAAGAGAAGGUCCUGGGAGAGAAGGUGUUCUACCUGACUAAGCUCAACCUUCAGGGCAAGAUCGCUCUUCCUGUCACGCUGGAGCCCGGCUCUGAACUCGCGGGUUGCGGCUCCGUGGUGAGCGUGUCCCGCAGCGCAGGAGCUAUGACCUACCGCUCCACCGAAGACUCGUCCCUGCCCGAGAUCCUCCUGGGUCUCAUCUACAACUCUGCCACGGGAAGGUUAUCUGCUGAGGUCAUCCAGGGAAGCCACUUCAAAACCACAGCGUCCGAUAAGCCCGUCAAUGGUCUGUUUUGUUGUAUAAAACACUUUGUAGGGGGACAGCUUUAUAUCAUGAGAGACACCUACGUGAAGCUGACCAUGCUGGACUCCAAGGGGAAGGAGAUGUCCAAGUGCAAGACGGCCGUGUGCCGCGGGCAGCCCAACCCCACCUACAAGGAGACCUUCAUGUUCCAGGUGGCGCUCUUCCAGCUGUCCGAGGUGUCCCUGGUGGUGUCGGUGUUCUGCCGCCGCAGCAGCAUGAAGCCCAGGGAGAGGCUGGGCUGCGUGUCCCUGGGCCUCAACAGCACCGGCGAGGAGCAGCAGGCCCACUGGACGGAGAUGAAGGACGCGGAGGGCCAGCAGGUCUGCCACUGGCACACGCUCACCGACACAUAGGGCGAAGAUUCGCAGAGACUCCGAUUAACAGCAUUCCCUGCACGCGCAGAGCUGGAGGCAGAGCUGGAGGCACCUUGUGAGUUGUGUGUGUGUGUGUGUGCGUGUGUGUGUGCGUGUGUGUGUGUGAGGACAGGCUUGGGCUCCUAUCUUCACUGCCAGAGACGAGCACCCUUUAAUCUGCCUCCUCUCUGUGAGGCAGACUUCCUGACUGUACCAGUGGGGGUGUCACCUCCAGCUCCGGCCUCUUUAUUGACAGGAACAGACUAAACAAUGACUCUAAUACGACCGAACUAACCGAGAGCAGGCGUUUUCCACUGACUCCAGCUGAACCUGCAUGUACACUCACUGUUUACAGGACAAUGUUAAAAGAACACUUUUUUUCCCCCCCGUCUGUGAAACUUGGACCAAAGAGCUCGAUCCAGGACGAACAAACGACAUCUCUGGACUUCAGCUGCCACCAGCACACCAGACAUCUCUCUAGCAGUCGCAGCCAUUGACGAGAAGAGAAUGCAAAGAGAAGACUGUUACUAAAGGCCUACUACAUGCUGCAGCUACGCUCACAAGCUAUGCUUUGUACCGUUUGUUUACAUGCACAUGACAUUAUGCAAGAUCCAUUCAUCCGUGUUCCCCCCUGUAUUUUAUGUUUUUGGACGAUCAGUCAAAGCGUUUACCAGUUGUUGGGGGUGUGUGUUACACAAGGACAGAUGUUUUUUGGCGUGGUCUUGCAUAACUCUGUACACUAUGCAUCUGACGCCACUUUAAACGAGACGACUCAAACUCCAGGUCUCGUGCUCGCUGAGUCCGACGGGAUUGGACAGCAGCAGCUCUGCAUGCCCCUGGUAUCAAAGAGCAGCCUGCUUGCCUGUGUAAUACAGAUUGAGCCUGUUUUACCAUCCAGCCUUCUGACGACUCAGCCAUGUUCAUUCGUGUAGAAACACGGUGCUUCCCGCUGAGGAGGAAUAUGCAAAAAGCCUGCGCAGUCCCAUAAAGCCGACAGUUUCUCUGAGGCGCCGCUGGUGACAGCAUCAGCCCGCGCUCGCUGUGAAGUGGGAAAAAUGAAAAUACAGGUUAAGGGUAAAUCAUAUUUGCUCAUCACGUGUGAACGGACGAUGUUAUAGUAAAAAAAAAGACUUAAUCAAACGAGAAAGAACGGUGAGAAAUCUGCGCCUUCACCUGGAACAAAAUGUCGGCAUCAAAUAAAAAGCUAUGAGUCAGAAAAUCCCCCCCGUGAAGACGGCACCACCACACCCACCAGUAAAAAUCAAACCCUCUCCCCUCCUGAAGCUGAGGAGCGGAGGAUGCACUCCUCUUUCUCUUCGCCCCUGUGAUUCCACAGCAGUCAUCUGAGUUGGAGACGCUGCACCUCGUCCCUUCAGUCCUCUCCCUUUAUUCAUUAUGAGAUUAUUUCUGAGGAUUUGAUGAAAACCAGAUGUGUAGCAUUCCUGCGACAUAAACAAUUGGCCGAACAGGGAAUAACAGGCACCGGGGGGGGGGGGGCUUCUAACACAAGUUGGGCGCGUUUUGCUCCCACCUCAAUUUGUGCAUAAACCAGCAUUUAAAACCAUUAAGUUUUGACACGUUUGUGGAAAUACACGUCAUGAAUACAGGGAGAUGAGGAGGGGAAGCAGCUACUCUGGCUACUAGAGUCUUGAUGUCACUUUGAGUCUGCAGAGAUUUACUGCUGAAACACAAUCCCCCUCGUAAAAACCACACAUUUUUACGUCCCCUUUUUUCUUCCUCCCUGAGAUAAACGAGAUGUAAUGUGUUAAUAAUGGAGCUUCAGAGGUGCUGCUAGGCAGAUUUUAUUAACUGUGGACACAACCUCACUCUGAGCUGCGUAUUUAAUGGAUUAAUAUGAGUUGUUCCAUUACUUCCUUUAAAGUACUCUGUGCAUUUAAGGGUUAAUCAUCUCUAACUAAACAAAAGGUGCAGUGUAGGCCAUUAAAACAGGAAGGCAGUUGUAUUUAUUUAAUGCUCUGAGUAUGUGGGUCAGUACUAAUGGUUCUCAGUACUAUUCAUGUAAUAAAUGAUACGUAUUAAACGCAGUAGUUUUGUGUAGACGAUAAAAUCCACCUAACAGCACCUGUGAACCGCACAAAGUAACACGUUUCUUGGAGUGUAAAGAAUCAAGAAGAAUAAAUCUGGCAUUCAUUUCAUUUGUAAUUACCAUCUGCGCACGUCUCAAUUCUAAGCUUCUAUCGUCUUCCAACAUUACUUCCAUUUCAGCCAAUUUCCUAGUUUUUCAUCCCUAUUUAUAUAUUUAUACAUCAUAUUCAUUUUUCAUAUGAAGUAUUCCAGGAGAUUUAGAGAUUGUAAGCAAAUGAAAACGGGCUUUUAAAAAGAAGUUAUGUACUGUAUGUUCUUGCAGAAUAUCAUACCACUGAAUAAACUAAGGGUUUUUAUUUCC
This is a messenger RNA of Hippoglossus stenolepis (Pacific halibut), 4940 nucleotides long. RefSeq names its product synaptotagmin-14. The record is from RefSeq and is a predicted model, not a curated record. The transcript has 10 exons. Lineage: Eukaryota; Metazoa; Chordata; Actinopteri; Pleuronectiformes; Pleuronectidae. Bases 212 to 2533 code for a protein of 773 amino acids.